This is a messenger RNA of Apiotrichum porosum, 2946 nucleotides long. RefSeq lists its product as uncharacterized. The transcript is spliced from 2 exons. Bases 1 to 2946 code for a protein of 981 amino acids. Lineage: Eukaryota; Fungi; Basidiomycota; Tremellomycetes; Trichosporonales; Trichosporonaceae. The record is from RefSeq and is a predicted model, not a curated record. Gene Ontology annotation, biological process: carbohydrate metabolic process.
AUGGCUCGGCCUCCGGGGUACCCGGUGUAUCAUUGUGCCAUGCAUGGUUUAGUUCAUGAGCAAGACGUAAACGACUCGACUCUUAUUCCUUCCACUCUCUCACUGUUCCUUUCAGCUUCUUCCAACUCUACCACUAUGCGGAUCAUCAACGCCAAAGUCGACGGCUACGCCGAGCAGCUGGGUGUGGACCGUUCGGACAUUACCUUCUCCUGGGCCUACGACGACGACGAGGGAGUUUCCAGCAAUGUCGAACAGACAGCAUGGCGCAUUACUGUCGGCACCGAUGCCUCGUUGGCGGUGUCAAGCUGGGACUCUGGUGUCGUGGAAUCGAGCGGUUCACUGGGUGUUGAAUACCGCGGACAGCUUGAGCCCCUGACGCGAUACUUUUGGCGCGUCGAGGCCCACUUCAACGACGGCUCUACGUUGACGAGCGACAUCUCCACGUUCGUUACCGGCAAGCUCGACUCACCUUGGGCCGGAAAGUGGGUCGGAAACAACACCAGCGACCCGUUCUACCUGCGCCGGCAGUGGUCUGCGACCAAGCCCGUAAAGCAGGCCUUUACAGUCGUGUCUGGCCUGGGCCACUUUGUCUUCCACCUGAACGGACGCAAGGUCUCGGACCAUGAGAUGGACCCGGGAUGGACAAACUACCGCAAGGUCGUCCCAUAUGUGCUCUUUGACGUCACCGACGAGAUUCGGCAGGGACCCAACGCCUUCGGGGUCGAGGUUGCCAACGGCUGGUACCACGGUAAAGCUGGAGGACGCUUCUUCCAGCUGGAAGCAACCGGCAUCGUCCCCAAGCUGUCACCCAACGUCGAGGAGCUCGAGUACCAAACGUUCGGCGACGUGCUCCCCGCAAUUGUCGAGGUUCACGUUCAAUAUGAAGACGGGACCACCGAGGUCGUUGCCACCGACGACACUACUUGGCGCGUCUGCGAAAGCGCCACCACUCUGGCCAACAUCUUUGGAUCUGAGGACUUUGACGCCCGCAAGGAGCCUGUCGGAUGGACGCUGCCGACCUUUGAUGACACCACCUGGGAGACGGCACAGGCGAUCCCUGUCGACCGCGCUCCCCUCGGAGCCCUCACUGCCCAGAUUCAGCCCGUGGCCGUGAAGAAGGUGUACGAGCCCAUCAGCAUUACCCAGCUUGGGGUCGGCAAGCUCAUCGUCGACAUGGGACAGAACAUGGCUGGCAUGCUGGAGAUUAGCGUGCGUGGCGCGUCUGGCGAAGUGGUCAAAUUCAGCAUGGCCGAAAAGCUGCGUGCGGACAACGGCGACAUCGAGGUUCGCGUAGACGGUGACCACCUUAUCCAGUGGGGAGACUGUAACGUGCGCCACGAGUACACCCUUCGAGGUGACGACAAGGGUGAGCAGUGGAAGCAGCAGUUCUCGUACUAUGGCGGCCGAUACGUGCGUGUCGACAACGCCAGGCUGCCAGACGACGAGUCUUCCGCUUUCCCCGAGCUCCUGGCCAUUCGUGCACACUACAUCACCAUCAAGGCCCCCGUCAUUGGCAAAUUUUCGUCCUCGGACCAGCGCCUCAACGACGUCUACAGGCUCGUCACGGAGGCGGUCGACAGCAACUUGCAGAGCACCCACACCGACUGCCCAUGCUACGAGAAGGCCGCCUGGCUCGAGGCAUCCCAGAUCAUGGCCCCCAGCAUCAUGUUCCACCGCGACGUGUCGUUCCUGUACGCCAAGAUCUUUGCCGACAUUCGCGCCGACCAGUGGCAUGCCGGUGACCGUGACUUUUACAAUGGCAAGCUUGCUCAGUACCAAAAGGAAGGCUUUAUCGGAUCGCGUGCACCCGUGUACGAGAUCAAGUGGACGAGCAUCCCGCCAGGAGACAUCUGGGACAUUCCGCCCUGGGGUUCGUGUAUCGCCAUCGGUCCUCACUGGCACCACCUGUACUACGGCAACGACAAGGUCGUGGCCGACAACUACGAGGCAGCCAAGGCCUAUACCAAGUACCUUGGAUCACGAGCCACUGCAGAGGGUCUCAUCGAGCACGGUCUGGGUGACUGGGGCAACCAGAACGUCCACGAAAUGGCCAAGGCCAACGUCGAGACGGCCACAUACUAUUUGGACCUCGCCAUUAUUCGCGACUUUGCCAAGAUUGUCGGCAACGACGCGGAUGCCGCCGAGUAUGGCAAGCAGGCCGAGACGGUGCGGGACAACUACGUCACUCGUCUCAUGGAGUUUGACACCACCACCAAGCGUUGGGGCUUCCGUGCCAAGGCUGACCCCCGCCUGUCGUUCCGUCUCAUCAACGCCAUCUUCUCGUUCAAGGCGUGGCUCCGCGGUCCCGGAAUGACACCAAUCUCCCAGGCCAUGCCCCUGAUGCUCGACAUGGUGCCCGCUGAGCGCGCCGAGGACGUGUUGGCCACCCUCCGCCACACACUCGACACGGACGGCUACUCGUGCGGCGAGCUCUCGCUCCCGUACGUCAUCAACGUUCUCCGCAAGCACGGGUACAACCAGGACAUUCUCGACAACCUCGUCGUUGCCAAGGAGCACCCCAGCUACUACCGUUUCUGCGAGCAUGGCGAGACUUCGCUCCCCGAGUACUUUAUCGACAAUGCCCGUAGCCGCAACCACGACAUGAUGGGCUCCAUCCUCCAGUGGUUCUACAACGGUCUGGCCGGACUCGAGCCCACCAAGCCUGGGUUCAAGCAGUUCACCGUCCGUCCAUGGCUCGGCAAGAUGCUCACCAACAUCAACGUCGAGUACAUGUCGGCCAGCGGCCGUAUCAGUGUCGUCGCCACUCGGUCUGGAACGUCAGCCAUUGUCGAUCUUGUGGUCCCGCCCAACACUCGCUGCAGCGCACAGCUCGACCGUGUGCUCCCUGCUGGCCGGGUUGCGACGUGGAAUUCAGUAGAAGUCGCCGAGGGCCGCUCAGAGUUUGACCUGGGCUCGGGUCGCCACCAGUUCAUUAUUUCGGUCUAA